Fusarium sp. VM40 is the source of this 1056-nucleotide messenger RNA. The record is from the annotation of a GenBank genome assembly. Lineage: Eukaryota; Fungi; Ascomycota; Sordariomycetes; Hypocreales; Nectriaceae.
AUGAAGCUACAGCUUCGCGACGACAAUGAGGACGGGCCCGUCCACCCGUUCGUCAAUCCUUAUACCGAGUUGAACAUUGGGCUGUGGUUAUUGUUUUUUGGAGCGUCUGUGUUUUUGUUUGCGAGGUUGUAUGUCAAGGUUGCAAAGAGGCAUGGCAUGUGGUACGAUGACUACAUCCUCAUAGUAUCAUGGCUCAUCCUUCUCGCCAACAACAGUCUCAUCGUAUACGAAUUCGGCAACGGCUAUGUCCUUAAAGACUCAUCACAAGAAUGGGACGACAAAAUGCACAUCCUCAUCAACAUUUCAUCAUGCGGGACAUUGAUCGGCCAGGCGUUGACGAAGACAGCAUUUGCAGUAACGCUGCUGCGCAUGAGCAACCAGUGGCAGAAAUGGGUGCUGUGGUUCUGCAUUGCCACCAUGAACGCGUACAUGGUCACAAAGGUUAUCUUCCAGUGGGCCAAGGUCUGCGGCAAGGAUACCUACGACAACUGGUACAGACUUGAUUUCUGCCUGGAAAAGGACUUCCGGACUAAUUUCAAGGAGGGCGGCAACAGGCGCAACGGCAUGUCGCAAAUAUGGUACUCAUCAGAAGUUGCUGGAACAAUCAUGGUGCAAUGCAUCCCCAUUCUCCGUCCAAUUCUCAAAAACAUCCACACAUCAUUCACAUCCCGAAGACUCGAAUCCAGCAACGGCGAAAGAAAGGGCUCCGGCUGGACCUGGACGCGCAGCAGCAAGCACUUCUCCACAGGGCCUCUCACACCAGGCCACCCCGUCGUCGUCAACCCCGACGCCGUUGAGCUACGAAACAUCCCCGAGGAGCAGGAACCAGCAGAGUUCGACUUCUGGGACAAGCACCGCCCGCCGUCACCGGAUGAUAUCGAGGAGGCCAGACCAGCGGAGCACAAGUUCACCAGAGACGAUAGUUGGCCGCUGGGAGGAGGAAGUGAGUCUGGAAGAAGCACGAGGAGCCUUGAGUUGGCGCAGUCGAGCGUAGGGCUGGCUGUCGAGCAGGAACACGCCCAAGGACUGAGUCCACCACCACCCAGGAGGAGUUAA